This is a messenger RNA of Oenanthe melanoleuca, 8236 nucleotides long. RefSeq names its product jade family PHD finger 1 (gene JADE1). The coding region runs from base 3017 to 5545 and encodes 842 amino acids. Gene Ontology annotation, biological process: regulation of transcription by RNA polymerase II. Lineage: Eukaryota; Metazoa; Chordata; Aves; Passeriformes; Muscicapidae. The transcript is spliced from 11 exons. The record is from RefSeq and is a predicted model, not a curated record. Gene Ontology annotation, cellular component: histone acetyltransferase complex.
AUAUGAUUUGAUGAAACAACUUGCAGAAGGGACUAGAAGUUCUGUAUGCUAGCACAAAGCCUAACUCUAAGCCUGAUACAUAUUCUCUGAGUGUUCCUGGAAUAAAUGAUAACACUGAUAGAAAGAUAAGUGAUAGAGGUACAGAGCCUUAUGACAUUAUUUAUUAUAACAAAGUGCCUGCUUUGCUGAGAAGGUAAAUACCUAUUAGAGACAAAGGGUGAUGUUAAAACUUCUACUGACUCUACUUAACAGCAGAAUUUUCCUUGUCACCUUCACAUUUAGACAGUGCAGGUAGCAGAAUACUAUUCUCUCUUGUUUGACCAUAGAGAUUCUGGUAUACAACUUCAUACCUGUAGUGCUGAAGUAGUAACCUUUCCUUUUUGUUUUCCAAUCACUUCCAAAAUUAUUCUUCCAGCUGCUAGCCCUCUGAUUUUUUUUUAAUAUUUCCUUUUAAAACAUAGAAGUGUAUUAUUCCAGAGGAGUCUCUGUGGAUACACUGUACUCAGAGACAAAAUAGCAUCUUUGUUCCAGUUGUGUUACCUUCUUGUAAAGACUGGGCUAGCUGCUUGUGGAGCACAGAGGACUCACAUUCAGGGAGUUUUCUGCAGUAAUGGAGAUAGUUGGUAUUUUUUAAAACACAGCCUAUCAUUCAUGGUACCAUGAAAACAUUCAUGUUAUCUUAAAUGCGAAAAUGAUCAUGCUAUCUUAAAGGUACAGCCUCACAUGGCUUCCAAGAGAAAUGCUUCCUAAAAUACAAGUGUAAUAUAAACUUGGCUACAGAUGUAGAGGAAAACUAAUUACAGGAAAACAAAGAUACUUCCUCAAAUCCUAGGAGCUUGAGACAGGAAAGUUUCUGUCAUUCCUCUUGAGAAAUUAGAGCCCAUUCACAUUUAAGCUCUUCUCAGAAGCUUGUUCUGAACUUCUUGGAAAGAAUUCAGGAAAGUGGAACAAAUUGCAUUUCUUGUGGUUCUUGAGUCUUUUACAAUGUACAAUAUUAUUUAAAAUUAUUUAGAAGAAAAAUCAUCAUAUUAACCCAGAAGUAGUGCAUACCUCUGUAUAAUAAAUACCAAUUGACAGUAGUUUGGCUAACGAUGAUUACUUUUUAUGAACUUAAGAGAAGUAGUCCCUGAGCUCCUGAGGGGCCUGCAGAGCACUGAGGGGAAAAAAAACCAACUCUGAGCUAUUCUGGGGUUUUUGCCAUAGCACAGCAACAGGUAUAUGCUGUUUAGGAAACACAGAACAUCUAAAUCUCCAGUCAGUAUUGAAAAUUAACUCCCCUGGAAGUUCAGGGGUAAUGUGACAGGGGUGUGUCAGUAAGUUUAUUAUAAUUAUCAGGUACUAUGAUGGGGUGUGUUGCAUGGAUCAUCAUGAAUGUUCCUAAUUAGGCUGCUGAUGUACAGAAAGCUAUGCUAACAGGUAUUUUUACAGGUCUGGAUGCCAAAGCAAGUGUAGGAUAAAAGUAGGGAAUGCGUGACUUUUUGUAUUUUCAUGUAGUAGAAAAUAAGGGAAUCAAAGUCUUAGGCUCUAAAAUCUGAAGGAGCUUCAGGGUGUUCUGUGAAUAGAACCACGACUGUCUGAUUUCCACAGUGAAAGAGUAUCUCCAGAGGGGGGAGGAUGUUUUUGUAGUAAAGUACAACUUUUUAGGAUGUGCAGAUUCAAUGUAAGUACUGUUUCAUUAUUGGGUAGGUGGGUGGGCGAGACGGCAGAAUAAAUUACUCGGUUUGCACGGAUGAGUAACGACCCAAUUCCUCUGCUGAACUAAGGUGUGAUUCUUUGGCAGACUGAUAUCACUGUGGAGGCUGCAUUAAUUUGUAUUUGCAUACUAUGGGGAUUACUUUGCACAGAUCGCCUUAAUUCUGUGUCUGAGCUUAAGCUCAAUCUUCUCUGCGGUGUUUAUUACCUCAGACUAUAUCUGCUCAGGAAUUCUGCUCAAAAGGGGGAGUUUUUCACUCAGAGAGCACAGGUGUAUGGAGUGAGGUAAAGCGAUUUAUGUAGAAAAAUAAGGAAAUCUGCAUUCAAACACGCUUUUUAGGUAAUGGGAAGUUUAGUGUGUCAUUUGGUGCCAAUUUAAGAUAAUUUCCUCUCCUGCUAGAGAGAUGUGAACUGAACCGCAGAUUGUGUUGGCUCUUUCUAGUCUUUGAGAAGUAUCAAAGUUAACGAGCCAGAGGGAUAACGCUGGGGGCUGAGAAUAGGGAGCGUGCAGUUUUAUUCUUGCCCCGGCAAUUACGCGCUACGCAUGUGGCCACAGCGUUUAACUCCUGGUACCCUCAGUUUCUCUGCUUGACAAAUAGUGACUCAUGCGUUCUGCACGGGGAGCCAGUGCAGCGCUAGAAUUCCUGCUUGCGAAAUCGGCUUAAAUCUUUUGGAGAGAAGCGUUAAUGGUUGCAGGGUAAGGCCAGCAGUGCCGCGGGCGGGAUGCGGGUGCAGACACGUAUCAUUUCCCAGCUGCCAGCCGCACGGCGUUGCCUGCCAUCUGCAUUUUGCAGCCCGCCGGAACCCGGGCGGGAGCCGGGCGGCCGCGCUCCCCCGGGGCUCUGCGGGGAGGCGAGGGGCGGCGGGAGCGCCGCGCCGUGCGGCCGGGCCCGCCAAGAGUUAACGGCGGCUCCCCCGGGGCCGCGCCGCCGCCUCCCCACCCCGGCGCUGCAUUAUUAUUAUUAUUGCUCCCCCCUUCCCUCGCCUUCCAGUUUUGGCAGGGGAUUAAAGCAGCUCCCCCCUGUGGCAGCAGUGACCCAGAAACGAGUUUGAUUCACGGAGUCCUUCCUCCAUAACAAGUACAAACGUCAGUCAGAGGGAAUCUGUGUGUGUGUGAGAGUGUGUGUGUGUGUGUGUGUGUGUGUGUGUGUGUGUGAGCGCGUGUGUGGCGCAGCCAGCCGCUCUCCGUGCCCGCUGCCCGGCGCCGCGCCGAACUCAUGCGGCGGCCCCGAGCCCUCCGCGCAGGGGGAGCCCGGCCGCGCCGCCCGCCCUCGCCGCCGCCGCGCCGCCGCCAGCAGGCUGCCUGCUGUUUCCCGGGGAGAUCAUGAAACGACAUCGGCUUCCUAGCAGCAGCGAGGACUCUGACGACAAUGGCAGUCUGUCUACCUGGUCCCAGCAUUCCAGGUCUCAGCGUCGUAGGACUUCAUGUUCCAGAGAUGAAGAUCGGAAACCUUCUGAGGUGUUCAGAACGGACCUGAUCACUGCCAUGAAGUUACAUGACUCCUUCCAGCUGAACCCUGAUGAAUACUAUGUGCUGGCAGAUCCCUGGAGGCAGGAGUGGGAAAAGGGAGUUCAGGUGCCAGUUAGCCCAGGGACCAUCCCAGAACCAGUAGCCAGAGUGGUGUCAGAGACAAAAGCUGUCACCUUCACACGGCCCAGGAAAUACAUCGUGUCCUCGGGCGCGGAGCCCCCGGAGCUGGGCUACGUGGACAUCCGGACCCUGGCAGACAGCAUGUGCCGCUAUGACCUCAAUGACGUGGACGUAGCCUGGCUGCAGCUGGCCAAUGAAGAGUUCAAAGAAAUGGGGAUGCUGGAGCUGGACGAGUACACCAUGGAAAGGGUGAUGGAGGAGUUUGAGCAGCGCUGCUACGAUAACAUGAACCACGCCAUCGAGACGGAGGAGGGGCUGGGGAUUGAGUACGAUGAGGAUGUCGUCUGUGACGUCUGCCAGUCUCCAGAUGGAGAGGAUGGCAAUGAAAUGGUGUUCUGUGACAAAUGCAAUAUUUGUGUGCACCAGGCGUGCUACGGGAUCCUGAAGGUGCCCGAGGGCAGCUGGCUGUGCCGGACCUGCGCGCUGGGCGUCCAGCCCAAGUGCCUCCUGUGCCCCAAGAAGGGCGGCGCCAUGAAACCCACCCGCAGCGGCACCAAGUGGGUGCACGUCAGCUGUGCCCUCUGGAUUCCAGAGGUGAGCAUCGGAAGCCCCGAAAAAAUGGAGCCCAUCACAAAAGUUUCCCACAUUCCCAGCAGUAGGUGGGCACUGGUGUGCAGCCUUUGUAAUGAAAAAGUUGGAGCUUCUAUACAGUGUUCAGUGAAAAACUGCAGAACAGCCUUUCACGUCACGUGCGCGUUUGACCGCGGCUUGGAGAUGAAGACCAUCUUGGCAGAGAACGACGAGGUGAAGUUCAAGUCCUACUGUCCCAAGCACAGCUCCACCAAGAAAGCAGAUACUGAGACACUGAGUGAAAGCCCAGGUCAGGAGAACAGCAACGGGAUUCAGGACACCUCUCUUCCUGCCCACAUGGACCCUUUCCACAGCAUGGAUCAAAACCAGGAGGAGGCCCACAGGGUCAGCCUCCGCAAGCAAAAGCUGCAGCAGCUGGAGGACGAGUUCUACACGUUUGUUGAGUCUUUGGAAGUGGCCAAAGUGCUGCGGCUGCCUGAGGAGCCAGUGGAAUUCCUUUACCAGUACUGGAAACUGAAGAGGAAAUCCAAUUUCAAUAAGCCUUUGAUUACCCCAAAGAAGGAUGAGGAGGACAAUCUGGCUAAACGGGAGCAGGAUGUUCUGUUCAGGAGGCUGCAGCUUUUCACACACCUCCGGCAGGACCUGGAGCGGGUGCGUAACCUCACUUACAUGGUGACACGGAGAGAAAAAAUCAAGAGAUCUGUUUGCAAAGUUCAGGAACAGAUAUUUAACAGCUACACAAAGCAGCUGGAACAAGAAAGAGUUUCAGGUGUGCCUUCCUCAUUCUCCUCCAUGGAAAACACAGUGUUGUUCAACAGCCCGUCGCUGGGCCCCAACGCCCCCAAGAUCGAGGACCUGAAGUGGCAUUCUGCGUUCUUCAGGAAGCAGAUGGGCACAUCUCUGGCCCACUCCUUGAAAAAACCGCACAAGAGAGACAGGGUAAGGGACAGGUCUGGCAACGACAGCAAAUCCCUGCUGGGGCAGCCCAGCCCCAGGGAAGGAGGCGCAGCUCCAGGCAGCUUCCUAAAUUUUGACAAGACCUUUGCUGAGACACGGAUUGUAUCGGCACAGCAGAAAAACGGCGUUGUUAUACCAGAGCACAGGAAAAGAAGAGACAAUCGCCCACAGUGUGAGGUGGCGAAGGCAGAGCUGAAGGAAAAGACUUCUAAACACACCCACAAACUGCUGAGACCCACAGAACUCUCUCAGAGGCAACUGGAAAACAAAAGGGCUGUGAACCACUCCGGUGGUAGGUCAGCGCCUGGCACUCGGAGGGAUAUAGUGCCUAAAUGUAACGGGGGUCUGGUCAAAGUAAACUCUAAUCAGUCAGUCGUUAAAGUGCCUACCGCACCCACGAGCCCAGGGAAAAACUGGGGCGGAUUCCGAAUUCCAAAGAAGGGGGAGAGGCAGCAGCAGGGGGAGAGCCUGGAGGAGGCCUGCCGCCAGAACUCCGGCUACCCCUACCUGGGCGUGGGCAGAGUUGCAGCGAAGGAGAGGACAAAAAGCAAGUUAAAGCCUGACAGUGAGAACGAUGGGUACGUCCCCGACGCUGAAAUGAGCGACUCGGAGACGGAAGUGGCCGAAAAGAAGUGCAGGCAGCAGAGGCUCAGUCCAAACAGCAGCAUCGGCAGGAGGACGGACAUUAUUCGGAGGAGCAUCCUGGCCACCUGACCACACACAGGCACGGGGCAGUAGAGUCACUGCCUACAAGCCAACUUCACCUUACUCAUCAGUGUGAGAGAGGAGCAUUCUUAGAGCUACAGACCGACAAACCGAAAGCCCAUUUUUUUCUGAGUUGUAUAAAUAUGUUUACAUGCACUUAAAGCUGUUUUAAGCGCUUUGGUUUUGUUUUUUUUUUUCUUUUUUUUUUUUUCUUUUUUUUCUUUUUUUUCCUCUGCCCCAUCCACACCACUUCACCCUCCCCAUUUCUGUGAGAAGUUUGAGUCUCCCUUAUUUGCAACUUUCCUGAGUAAGCAGAAAAGUGACAUCGCUACUAAAACAGGAGUUGAGAUGCACACAACUCACAAAAAUCUCUUAAAAGGAGCUAGAGUGGGUAGGAGAAAUCAGGCUGUGUUCAUCCCUUCUAGCUAAAAGGCACUGAAAAUUUUACUUGCUUCCCCUGACUUCUGGAAAAGCACAAGCUCUUAAUUUAACUGGUGUGUAUUGAAUGGAAGAUGGUUGUUAGACCAUGCUGCACUGCACUGGUAAAUCCCAUUACAACUGCUCCCUGUCCCUGGGCAGGGGCAGCUCUUUCUCCUCUCUUUGCAUAAUGUGUUGUGUUCAGUUUGAGCACAGGUGGCAGCUCAAACCCCUCCCUAUGCUCCAGAGUUUACAUGUAAAUGAUGACCAGGCACAGCCACGACGUUGCACUGGAGGAGGAAGAAGGGAUAGGGCAGGGCUUUGAAAGAUUGGGACUGACACAAAGGAUGUUCCCAAAUGGCUCAGUUCUGAGCAAGGGGCAGGUUUGGGGGUUCCAGCACUGCAUGGACUAACCUGUCAUCCAUAGUCAGGCACCUGCCUUUGGGAGUGUGAUGACAAUUCCAGACAGAAGUUUUCAAUGGCACUAGGCAGGAGGAUUUCCCAAAGGCCACCACAGAUGCACUAAUGAUACGUCCUGGGAGAGUCAGGCUUGUGACACUAAAAGGUUGCUUUAAAUGGACACGAAUAUAUAUUUUUAAAUAGGGUAAAAUGCAAAGGCAAUACAUUGUGAUUAGCUCUUUACAGUCAAACAAAGAAAAAACUAUUUCAUUCUAUUAAGGACUAGAUUUGAUGGAAGAGGGAACUCAUAUUCUGAUUGUGUACUUUUUUUAAUAAUUGCAAGUGGCAAUAAUGAGUAAGUUGUGAGCAAUAAUAUGAACAGGUUGUGAGGAUACUGUUCUGUACCAAGUGGAGCACACACACUGCAGUGGAGCAUUAGGACUCUGUACUUUUUGGAAUCUUUCCACAGAUGUAGAAGAGGUAGGUACUGGUGAGGAAGUAUUAGCAGAAAUGUGUUAACAGAGAGACAGGCAGGAGAAGAACCUCCUUCUCCUCCCCCUUCCCACUCCCAGCCUGCUGUUAUGGCAUCCACUCACCUUGGACUGCCUGACCCUUGCCUCCCAAGGAGGGAACACUGACAACACAGAAUUCCUCAGCCAUAGGACUGAGGCUUCAGUCAGGAAAUAAAAAAGGCUUAACACCCUGUCUUGCUAUGCAAGUUAACAUUAUCAAUUGAAUAUUUCACCAGAAUGCAUCCCUAUUUUAAAACUCAGAAGUAUUAACCUUUUGAGGAAGGAGAAUUUUAUGUAAGAUGUUACACUUUCAAAAUCCUGUUGCUGGUCCCAAGAAGUCAGAGUAAUUACAUGACUUAGAGGUGAAAGUCAGGCAGGGCACUGGUGAUUGAGGUUACAUUGUCACACUUGGGAUGUGUUCAAAGUAUAAACAGCAGAGAGAAAGGAAGACAGCAGACAAAAGGAAAAAGCCGAGAAGUUCUACUCAACAUCUAGCAACAACAUUCUCCAGACAGGCACUGGUAUUUUCCAUAAGAAAGAAGCUCAUGACUACACACAGGAAUUGUCAAGCCAUAGAUGGAAUACCCUAAAUUUGGAUUCUGAGUAAACCUUUGACCUCACACCCCUUGGACAGAGGUACCUGUUAAUUUGCACUAUAUUAUGAACACUAACGUUGUGCAGAGUGAAUGCCUUAGCUGCUUUGUCCCCUGGCACUGAGGACAAAAAGCUUUGUGAGGUUUCCAGUGGAACUGAUCCCAAACCAAAAAGGCUGCGGUACGACCAGCUCUGUAGGUUAGUUUUGUCCCUGUGCUUAGCCCUCAGCAGGAGGUGUUGUAGGUACUGCAGUGACAAACCCACCCCUGUGUGUUUUACUGGGAUUUGCUGGAUUUCUGUUUCCAAGCGUGACCUUUCCUUGUGCUGACUGACCAAGAGAUCUUUGAUAUGAUCCGUGUGUUCUGUCCAACUGUAGGUAGUUAAACGUCUGUAGAGUUGCCUGGAAUGCCAUUUGUUAGGUUCUAAACUCACACAGAUCUAAAUGAAGGGUUCAUGUUGUGUACAAAUCUUGAUUUCAGAAGUUUGAGACAAUUGUGAUGACAUUUGUAAAACUUGUACAGAUUUUUCACUAUGUGCCUAGCUUUGGUGUCCAUUCAGCUGAAAUUAAUUAAAACAAAAGGUGCAUGAAGAAAAACAGAAAUAAAGUAUAUGUAGAGAUGACUAUUUUAUAUUACAUGGCCCAAUCCUGUAUUUAUUUUCUCCCUUUUUUGAAGUAUUUCUAAAGACCUAGUUGAAACAGCUGUAUUUUUUGUUAAAAUAUUCCGUAGAAUUGUGCCUUUUGUCCGUAUGUGAAUAAAUGCUGUACAUUUUUGCAGUA